GAAAAAUUACCCGAGAAUUUAAAAUUUUCGAAAUUUUUACCUGGCUUCUCUGGUUGCCAACAGUUUUGAGUAGUUUAUUUUAUUUUAUUUUAUUUUUUGUUUUAAGAUUGUAGUAAAAUUGUACAAAUUGUUUUGGUAUCACUAUCUAUCGCAAAAUGGAAUCCUCUAGGAAUAAUUUCAUGCAGCAACGGUUUAAUCGACAAAAACAUGAGAUCGAGUCUUUUGUGGUUCGUAUAUAUCGACAUAAUUUAAUAAAAGAUGGUGGUAUUAUCAAACGCAAAUUACGGGAGAAAUUGUUUGAAGAAAUUAAGUUGCGCCGAAUUACACGUAUAAAAAUGGACGAACUGGGAUGGGUGCUUAUGAAUCACGAUUUAAUUACGCGAAACCGACAACCUGAAAAGCACGUCGAAGGGCAAAAUAGUCAAUUCAAGUUUAACAUGGAACGACUAAGGGAGCUAAUGGAGAAGCACGAACAAGACGUGCUAUUGACAACAAAUAAGAAAAACGAGGUUACUCCACAGGGAGUUGUAUGUCAUAACGAAAAAGCUUUACAGGAUAUUCGUGAUUUGAUUGAAGCAAAUUGCUCACUAGCUUCGAUCAGUCAUGUGACAACCUUCGAACGGUUAAUGAAACACAAUUUCGAACCAUCGUCAAGUGAUUGUUUUGUGUGCCGUAAGAGCUUUCGAUGUGCCGAAGAUUAUUCAAAACAUUUUGAUUCGGUACAUGGAGUGAAUUUUAGAAUCGAGAUGAACGAAGAUUGCUUUAAAACUGGACAAAAACUAGAUAUUUCACAUCAUUACGAUGCAUUAAAUCCAGUUACGCCAUUCACUAUUCGAAACACAUAUCACAUGGCUUUACAUGUAGAAUGCGUUUAUUUAUAUCAUACCACAAAACAGUUGAUGCCGAUUAACCGGGAUGUUUGGCCAAUCACCAUAAAUCCUGGAGAUACAUAUAAAUUCACUAUCACAAGUGGGAUGUUUCUAGUGGCCGGACAUGAUUAUACUAUUUUGAUACAUUUUAGUCGUAUUUUACAGUAUGUGGAACAGUACUAUUUUCGUGUGUUGAAAGAACCUGUAGAAUUGCGCAUUCAGCACACUCCAAUCGUUCUAGGCAAGCUGGGAGAUUACCCACCACCCUCGGAAUUAAUAGCUAUUUUUAAAAAUAAUUUCAAAUUAUCAGGAACUUAUUCACCGGAAGAACGAAAACUGUGCGAAGAGAUUCAAUCUUUGUUAAAUUCAGAUAAGGACAGUCGCCUCAAAGCGGAUAAUUACGUCCGAAUGUUGCAGCUUAUGAACAAUAUUGAAGACUAUAACGUUCAGUAUGAACUGUCUCAAUACGAAAUGAACAAUGUUUCACUUGAAUUUGGAGGUCAAAAACGAUUCUACAGUUUACAGCUUAGUCAAUUUGGCACGGCUCCAAAAUCGUUGGUAGAAGGAGAUUACGUCGAAUUGUCCUAUACCCGACCCAACAAAUCAAUAAAAACAGUAAUCGGAGUCAUCGCACAGAUCUAUAUUAAUAAAGUUCUAUUUGAAACCGAAGAGCCUCUGAAAAAAGAUAUUAAAUGGCGCUUAAAAUUUAACCCAAAUCGUACUCCUAUUCGAAUGGAAUAUCAAGCGUUGGAAAUUAUUAAAAAGCAGAAUCUCAGUGCAUUCUUUUUUCCUUCGAAACCAUUGCAGAAAUUUCCGCAGUUUUCUAGGAAACAAUUUCAAUGGUUCAACUGUAAUGUUGACUCCAACGAAGAACAACAGAUUGCUGUUGUUAAUAUCAUCAACGAAACAGCUCGACCAGCUCCCUACAUUCUGUUUGGUCCACCGGGUACCGGUAAAACAUCAACGUUGGUUGAAGCAAUCGCACAAAUUUGGAAACUUAAAUCGGAUGCUUUCAUACUAGUGACGGCUUCAUCGAACUUUGCUUGCAACGAACUUACCGAGCGUUUGUUACGUAUCGUUCCCAAGUCGGAUGUUUUUCGAUUUUUUUCCAAACAAGCGGAGCGCAUGCUUGCCGAUAUGAGCUAUGGAUUAAUUGAGUGUUCCAAUCUCAAUACAGGAUCAUAUAGACUACCUUCGAAACAGGAACUUUACGAGAAGCGCAUUGUAAUUAGUACCUUAACUACAACUGGACGAUUAAUACAGGCCAAAAUAAGACCAGGCCACUUCAGUUAUGUGUUCAUCGACGAGUGUGGAAGUGCAACAGAGGCAUCUGCGCUGGUUCCAAUCGCUGGAGUAAUAACGUCCACAUCAUCUGUCCAGGGUUCCAUCAUUUUGUCAGGCGAUCCUUUGCAGCUGGGACCGAUCACACGCUCAGAGUUUGCUACCAAUAUGGGACUAAAUGUGUCGAUGCUAGAACGUCUUAUGGCUCUUGAUAUAUACCUAAAAGAUCCACAAUCAGGCAGCUACAAUUCAUCUUUAAUUACAAAACUUGUAAAAAAUUAUCGUUCCCAUGCAGCUAUACUGCAUUUCUCGAACAAUAUGUUUUACCAGAAUGAGUUGAUACCGAGUGCACCAUGUGAUACGAUUGAUUGGGCUCUGAGUUGGAAAGAGUUACCGUCGGCUGUAUUUCCAAUUAUCUUCGAAUCAACCAUGGGCAGCUUGGCUCGUGAACCAAACUCCACAAGUUAUUUUAACCGAAAGGAGAUAGAACUCGUUAAUUUUUACUUGGAUAAAAUUAUUACCAACGGAAUCAACGAUCGCACCGUGUCACAGGAAGAAAUCGGCAUUGUUAGUCCGUACAAAAAACAAUGCGUAAAGUUGAAACAGAUGUGUCAACGGCAUGGUUGGAACAAAAUAGAUGUUGGGUCGGUAGAAGCGUUUCAGGGUCGGGAGAAGCCGAUUAUGAUACUGACUACGGUACGAUCUGGUACCAGUGGAGUUGGGUUCUUAAGCAAUGUUAAACGACUCAAUGUGGCAUUGACUCGGGCGAAAGCUCUACUAAUUGUAAUUGGCAAUCCGGAAACGCUGCAACAAGAUCCCAACUGGUACGAGUUCAUUCGCUAUUGUUUCCAGCAGAAAGCAAUUCGUGGUGUAAAAUUCGAGCUUGACGAAGAACGACACAGGCUUUGCGAAAUUGCCACCAAAGAUGAUUAUCUGGUUCAAAUUCAACAAAAGUUGGAUAUGAUUAUUAAGAAUAUGAGUGAGGUUAAGAUGUGAGUUCGAGUUUUUAAUCGUCUGUGGCGUUAAUAUAAUCAUAUAUGCAUAAUUAUUCGUGUAACUUUUUGUAAAUUUGAUGUACUGGAUACAACGAUUGUUUAG
This is a messenger RNA of Malaya genurostris, 3248 nucleotides long. RefSeq names its product putative helicase MOV-10. Lineage: Eukaryota; Metazoa; Arthropoda; Insecta; Diptera; Culicidae. The transcript has 7 exons. The coding region runs from base 156 to 3146 and encodes 996 amino acids. Gene Ontology annotation, molecular function: 5'-3' RNA helicase activity; RNA binding; ATP hydrolysis activity. The record is from RefSeq and is a predicted model, not a curated record.